AUGAACGACGAACACGACCAUUCUCUGCAGUGGGUCCCGGUUACUAUUGCGGAGCACGAGCAGUGGGAUUCUGAAUCUCAUUCGGCCUCCCCCGAGACGGGACAAGGGCCCGACGACCACCGAUCGCCCGGCACCAUUUCUCCCCGGGGCCCAACGGAACAAGAUCUGCUCGAAUAUGAUGACUUGCGAGAGCAGCAGGUAUUGAAGCAAAUUGGGAUCCAGCAACAGCAGCAACCGGCGCCGCGGAUGCUACAUCCCCAGGACCAGCUUGAGCUACUACAACAACACCAACGGCCGCGGUUUCAUCAACAACAACAACAACAGCAGCAGCAGCAGCAGCAGCAGCAGCAGCAGCAGCAGCAGCAGCAGCAGCAGCAGCAGCAGCAGCAGCAGCAGCAGCAGCGUGCGGCCCAGCAUCUACAUGCGCGAGGAGCCGUGCAGCCUCUGCCCCAGAAUCUCCAUAUGCAGGGCCAAGCUGGGACACAGCAUCAGCAACAGCUAAGCCAGGCCACAAGAAUAGCCGAGCUACAACGGCAACAGGGGCUUGGCUCGGCGGCCGAAGAUAACUGGGGCUACCUCCGCCACAUGACCAUCUCCCGUGACCAGACUGAAGCGAGCUCGUUUGAGAAAGAAAGACUUGGGGCGCUCCUGCCUAGCCAUCCUACCGACCAGCCCGCUCCUGUGGGAGGGGCCUACGCACUUCAGGAUUAUCAGAUGCAACUCAUGUUAUUGGAGCAACAGAACAAGAAGAGACUCAUGAUGGCCAGGAAGGAACACGACGCUUCCGUGGUCAUGGGAUCUUUCGACAAUCCGAGUCCGGCGGUCGUUGCACGGCCAGCUAACAAUGGAAGCACAUCUGCGCCAGGUGUCCCCGCCACAGCUGCACCCGCUGCCGAAGAGCCUGUCGGCGAGGAGUCCGACCUCCAGGCCCAGGCUCAGGCACAGGCCCCCAAGUACUUGAUCGACCGUGUGGCCCAGCUAGAAGAAGAAGUUCGGAACCUCCGACAGAGCGCCAUGAGAUCCGUCACGUGGCAGAUUCUUUAUAAAAUCGAAGGCGACGAAGCAGCUUACUUGGCCGAGCCUUCGUGGAGCUCCACCGCGCGGAAGGAACCGUGCUUCAAAGGAAACUUGCCGCUCGCAGAUGAGCUCGGAUACCUUCGACAGAGGCCCGACGUAGCUUUCGUUGUCUACCGACACUUUACUCCCGCCCACCAACAAAAGGACAUCAAGAAGGCCCUAGACGAUGGCGCCACGCUCCCCGACCCUGUCCCGGCUCGAGAGACUAUCGCAUUGCUUUCUGACGAGAUGGUCGCUGCAUUCAACGCCUUUACUGCCGUUCAACCCUCAUUCUUCUUAGACUUUCCCAUGUGGAACUCGCGCGUCCCUAUCGAGUACCCCUACUUGUUCUGGUAUCGCCACCGCCCCACGGCGAACCUCGAGGCACUGCAAGAACCCAAUAGGACUCAGAUGCAGUUGCUUACCGGGUGGAUUGAUCAGAACUACGGUUGGGUCCACAGCGAAGUAGACCGCCAGCUUUCGAACGGCCGCAUCUCGAGCUCUGCGAUGCCCUACUUGGUGAGGCCCGGUGAGGUUCUGCUCGAGAAGAGCAGCAAGGGAAUUCAAGGCUGGAUAGCCGAUUCCUGGACCAUGAAAGCCUCGCCCAAAAUAGAUGCCCGGCCAUCCCCUUCCGCGAGCGAGCCAGCAAAGAUGACCGAAACCUGGACCGUGAGGGCUUGGUCUUACAAAUACGAUGGCGCAUUUUACCGCGAAUAUUCUACUUUGGACAUCAAGCUGGAGUACGAGGACGGGCAGCCAGACCUCGACAUGGCGACACUCCAAGUCGUGCCGUUGAGGUCUGCAGGCGAAGAUUUCCGUGCCAGGCUCGAGCGCCGGGGUGUCAUGUGGUGGGCUUGUCGACACACAAAGCUGGUCUCGUAUGACAACGACGGGACUAGAAAUAACCUCUCCGGGCAAGGCGAGAGGUAUAUGGUUGAUUUCGACACGUACAAGAAACUGCAUACAGACACUAUGAAGUACAAAAACAUGAUCAUGAACCAGGCCAACCGGAGGGAGAUGGCGCCGGAGGUGAUGAGAUGCAACGAGCCGCCCCCGGCCCCGGAGCUGUUGAUCUUCCCGAGCAUGCUUGUCGCAUACAAUUUGCGAGAGAAGAAGUGGCAAGACCUGAGAGUCGACCGCAUCCAGGAUGUGGCGUGGAACAAGGAGGCGUUCGAGCAUCUUGUCGUCGACCAAGAGACCAAGGACCUGAUCCACGCACUCGUCACCAGCAAGCUGCAGACGGAACAGAGCACCGACCUAAUCAAGGGCAAGGGCAACGGGCUCAUCAUCCUGCUCCACGGCGGCCCGGGAACGGGAAAGACGUUCACGGCCGAGAGCGUAGCCGAGAUCGCCGAGAAGCCGCUCUUCCGCGUGACAUGCGGCGACGUGGGCGUCAAGCCCGAGGACGUGGAGAAGUAUCUCGAGUCGGUCCUGCACCUGGGCAAGAUCUGGGGAUGCGUAGUGCUGCUGGACGAGGCCGACGUGUUCCUCGAGCAGCGAACGCUCAACGACCUCGAGCGCAACGCCCUCGUCUCCGUCUUCCUGCGCGUGCUCGAGUACUAUGAGGGAAUCCUGAUCCUGACGUCGAACCGCGUCGGGACCUUCGACGAGGCGUUCAAGUCACGCAUCCAACUAUCGCUGCACUACGAUACGCUCAACAAGCUACAGCGCGGCCAAAUAUGGAAGAACUUCCUCGGCCGGCUUAAGGCGCUGGAGUGCCAGGAGAUUGCUGAUGGCAAGCGCAAGGCUGACCCUGAAGGCCAGGCAAGGACAGGGGCUGGGAAACGCAAGUUUGCCGGCCAGGACGACGGCGACGACGAUGGCCGGCCAGCCGCCAUCGACUUUGACGAGAUCGAGUGCUACCUCCCCGAGCUGGCCGAGGAGGAGAUGAACGGCCGCCAGAUCCGCAACGCCAUCACGACGGGCCGCCAGCUGGCAAAGUUCAAGAAGGUCAAGAUGUCAUACGCCCAUCUCAAGCACGUCAUCAAGGUCUCAAGCCGCUUCGACAAGUACCUCAAUACGAUGUAG
Lasiosphaeria miniovina is the source of this 3084-nucleotide messenger RNA. RefSeq lists its product as uncharacterized. NCBI's taxonomy places the organism in Eukaryota, Fungi, Ascomycota, Sordariomycetes, Sordariales, Lasiosphaeriaceae. Gene Ontology annotation, molecular function: ATP binding; ATP hydrolysis activity. Bases 1 to 3084 code for a protein of 1027 amino acids. The transcript has 4 exons. The record is from RefSeq and is a predicted model, not a curated record.